CAGCCGGCGACGGUUCCUGCGAAGAGAACUAUGGGUCAGAGCCAGAGCUGCGUUAGAUACACUCCCGAAUUCAAUUUCUUCAGAGCCGUACAGUUCGCGGAUCUGGAAACUGUAGAGUUAUCGCUGAGCAUCGACCCAGCCAUUCUCAACAGAACCACUUUCUAUGAUCGAUGCUCGGCUUUCCACAUCGCCGCUUCCAAUGGACAUUUCGAGUUGCUUUCCAUGCUGCUGGGUCGAUCUGUGAACCCAGAUCUCUUAAACAGGCAUAAGCAGACUCCUUUGAUGUUGGCUGCAAUGCACGGAAAGAUUGAGUGCGUACAAAAGUUACUCGAAGCUGGAGCAAAUAUUUUGAAGUUUGAUUCGGUACAAGGAAGAACUUGUUUGCAUUUUGCGGCCUAUCACGGCAAUCCAGAUUGCUUGCAAGCCAUUCUAUCUGCUGCCCAGUCCACAACCGUAGUCAAUUCAUGGGGUUUUGCUCGUUUCGUCAAUGUGAGCGAUGGGACUGGCGCAACCCCUUUGCAUCUAGCAGCAAGGCAAGGGCAUCGAUCAUGUGUUCGCAUUCUAUUGGACAAUGGAGCUCUUGUGAGUGCUUUAACGGCCAGAUAUGGCUGCCCAGGUAGUAGCCCACUUCACCUGGCUGCUCGUGGAGGAUCCUUGGAUUGCGUUCGUGAAUUGUUGUCUUGGGGUGCUGAUCGUCUUCAAAAAGAUGCAUCAGGGAGAAUACCCUAUUUUGUUGCAUUGAAGCGAAAGCAUGGAGCUUGUGCUGCUCUGCUGAAUCCAGGAUCAGCAGAGCCUCUGGUUUGGCCUUCUCCGUUGAAGUUUAUUAGUGAACUAAACCCUGAUGCAAAAGCUUUGCUUGAGGAAGCUCUCGUGGAGGCCAACCGAGCAAGGGAGAAGAAUAUCCUGAGAGGCACAGCUUAUUCCUUUGCUUCUCCUAUCCAUCGUGAAGCUGAGAUAAAUGAUGACUAUGAAGAUCAUGAUGACUACACGUCUGAGAUCAAUGAAUAUGAGCUCUGCUGCAUAUGCUUUGAUCAAGCCUGCACAAUUGAAGUUCAGGAUUGCGGGCACCAGAUGUGCGCUCACUGCACUCUAGCUCUCUGCUGCCACAACAGACCCAAUCCUGCAACUUCUUCCCAAACUCCACCAGUCUGCCCUUUCUGUCGGAGCAACAUUAUUCGACUGGUCGCCGCCAAAAGCUUUUUAAGUCCGAGCAAAGCAAGGCGGUCUCGUAACUUAACAGAAGGCAGCAGCAGCUUUAAAGGCUUGCCUUCCACAAUGGCAACCAUAGGAAAAAUGGGCUCUCGAAUAGCUGAUAGCAGUGAUAUGCUUGAUAAGCCUUGAAAUAAAUGAGAGGUUGGAGGCAUUUAAAUAAUGAGCCGUGAAUGGAAUUAAGGUAUGCAUUCUGUUGUAAUCUUCUUUAUAUCAUAACUUCACUUUUAAUGAGUUAUUCAUUUCACCAUUAAAUUUGGCGUGAAAAAGCAUGUAAAAGUCUUGGAAGUCAUGUGACUCUCUAUGAUUGAGCAAAGGUAUCUCGUAUGACA
Phalaenopsis equestris is the source of this 1541-nucleotide messenger RNA. Its product is annotated as E3 ubiquitin-protein ligase XB3-like. The transcript has 8 exons. Bases 31 to 1341 code for a protein of 436 amino acids. Gene Ontology annotation, cellular component: cytoplasm; nucleus. The record is from RefSeq and is a predicted model, not a curated record. Lineage: Eukaryota; Viridiplantae; Streptophyta; Magnoliopsida; Asparagales; Orchidaceae. Gene Ontology annotation, molecular function: protein binding.